Exophiala dermatitidis NIH/UT8656 is the source of this 4298-nucleotide messenger RNA. RefSeq lists its product as uncharacterized. The coding region runs from base 762 to 2483 and encodes 573 amino acids. The record is from RefSeq and is a predicted model, not a curated record. Lineage: Eukaryota; Fungi; Ascomycota; Eurotiomycetes; Chaetothyriales; Herpotrichiellaceae. The transcript has a single exon.
UUCACGGCCAGGGGGCACUUUACGCAGCCCCAGGUCCCUAAGGAGCUUGGAGCCUCUGCGCUAUAGGUCGCUCGUCCUCAAAAUCCAUUCCCGCCAUAGCCGGAGAGAGCCCCGGAAAUUCCUCGCACAGCACACGACACGCCCGUCAUCAACCACCGGCAAGUCUUUCCAUUCCACGCCGAGCAACACGCCGCAACAUCCAGAAAUGCCAUACUGCAGCAGAAGGCCAUGAUCUAUAGCUUCUUAUAUCUCAAGCAUAUAACGAGAUCGAGGAGGGUCAACACCCACUGCAGCUCUGGGGAUCAGCAGCGCCGGCAACUCAGCACCUGGCACUAGCUGCCAGGUGCAACGGGCACUUUGGGACCUACUGUACCUAGCAAUCUAGGCAGUAAUAAUAUGGAACAUUUAAUUUAUCUCUGGGCAGGGCGUCGCCAGCGCGUGGCUCUUUCGAUCGAGCUCACUCGCAACAACGCGCCGGCAGCUCUGUUAUGUCCUUUUCCAGCAUGUAUCAGCACACAUAUUGUCGCUUUCGCUAGCUCCAUACUAGGUUUAUGUCUUGAGCUUGUCGCUGCUUUUGAGGCAUUCAGCCAUUGUUUGUAUAUUAUUCCAUUGUUUGGUUGAACUCUCAGCCAGUUAUAUUUCGUGGACGGUCGGUACAGGGGGGGGAUAAGCAGCUACGGCGUCGCCCUUUCCCGAUCCCAAUUCCGUGACAUCUGCUAUUACUAGUACCACUCCGUUCGUCUUCGAAAGCUUUCUAGAGCAUGCGCAUGCGCGCAAUUAUGAGAGCCAUGAAGGGAUGGAUGAUAGCUAGGGCCCGAGUUGGUCCGGCGCUGCUGAGAGGUCGGGUCAAAACAGCUGGUCGGCCUACGCGUUAUGGUUCAUCACAAGUAGGCUCAACGAACACAAUGCCUGGCCCCGACCAAGACGAAGAUGACUCGUCGAACAACUCGAAAUCCGGCGGGGACUCCAGGUCGACCUUCUUCAAGGUUUUUGAAACGGCCGCGACAACGUUCGCUUCGAUAGCCGUUCUCGGUCUGGCAGGCUACUCGUACCAUCUCUACUACAAAGCGUUGGUCCUGCGCAAAAUUGAAAAGGCCUUCGCCCCUGGAGAUCCUAUGCUGGAUCUGGCGUCGCCUCCCGGACCGCACGUUCAUGCCACCGACGAGGCCGCCGACGACCCUGAUAAUUGGAUAGCACGCCCGGAGCAGGCCAAGAUUGACGGCAUUAUCAAGGGGGAGUCCAAAGGUAGAUAUUAUCUUCUCGUGGGCGAGAAGGGGACAGGCAAAUCAUCCAUGAUUCUUGAGGCCAUGCGAAAGAUCGACGGCGAAGGAGUCUCCAUGUUCGAAGCCCAUGCUGACCUGGAAAUUUUCCGGAUUCGACUGGGUAAGGCCUUGAAUUAUGAGUUCCAUGAAGACUACAUUGGCUCGCUGUUCUCCAUCCGUGGACCGCGGGACACAACGGCUCUACUUGACAUCGAGCGGGCAUUCAACAAGCUGGAAAAGGUUGCUUUGGCUCAUCGCGACAAGAACCAAAAACAGACCGCUCGGAAAGGGCCCCUUGUUCUCAUCAUAAAUUGCGCUCACCUGAUUCGCGAUGACGAGGACGGCAAUGACUUGAUCGAGUUGAUGCAACAGCGUGCCGAACAAUGGGCUGCAGCCAACUUGAUCACGAUGAUAUUCAAUUCCGACGACUACUGGGUCUAUGAACGCUUAAAACGCUAUGCAACGAGGAUGGAGGUCAUUCCCGUAUUGGACCUGAACAAGGAGCGCGCCAUUGCGGCUUUGGACCGAUAUAGAGCGAAAUACUUCCCUGAACAGAAACGAGAUCCGGAAAUCUUGAAACAAGUCUAUGAUAUGGUUGGCGGAAGGUUGAAUUUCCUGAGCCGGGUGGCUAAGAGCUCCGACAUGCUCAGGAUGUGCCAUCAGAUCAAGGAAUCUGAAAAGACCUGGUUCUUGAACAGAUGUGGUAUCCUCGGGGAAGAAAUGGACGAUGAUGUGAUGGAUCAACAGAAAUAUGCAAGUGCGGCCAUGGUGCUCGCCAAAGCACUGGUUGACAUGGAUAAAGACAUGGAAACCAGCUAUGACGAGGAGAAGGGCCACAUUCUUCCCCAAAUCCCUCUUUACAGGGCUCGCCAAAUCAUGACCAGAGCUGAUUUCAUCCAAAGCUACGAUCAUGACAAUAUAUUCACCAUUGACAGCAAUGCCAUGGUUCGCGCUGACAGUAUACCUAUGAUGCACGCCUUCAAGGAGAUUUGCGCCGAAGAAGGUUUUGAUGACUACCUGGAGGCCACUUUGGAUCGCAUUUCGGCGAUCGAGAGUAUCAACAGAACGAAAGAGCUGACAUUCAAGGACUUGUGGUUCGAACAGAAAGGAGAACAAAGAGGGAAGUACUCGUUUACUAUGAGAGAUCCCAAAGGACGAGAAACUGGCACCGUCGAAAUGAGAGUACAACCAGACAAAUCAGCCGACGACAGCGACGAUUGAAUCGACCUCUAUUGACCUACCGUUUUGCUUUUGCUCACACCAAUCACGCUUAACCCCACUCCUCUUGAAUCACCUGUCAGCUUCGUUAAUCGACGCUUCGUUGUUCGACAGUUCGUUGUCCCAGACACACCAUGCAUCGCCGCAGCAUUGAGGGAGGGAGGAAAUGGUUGAUCCGUUCUCCGUUCCCGUAGGUCUCCAUCAAUCGACGGUACCACUUACCGCAGUCAGGGCAGUUGUUUCUGUUCUGCCCGGGUUUCGAAAUCCAUCGCUCCAAACCUGGGCCAUUCGGAUCAAUCUCCCAGCUGCGGGGAAGCACACAUUCAGAUUCCUCGAGUUGCUUGAGGUUCUCACGAGCUUUUCUCUCGAAAAAGCGGUAAAAUGCGGCCCUGCAGCUCAUACACUGCCAGUCAGUAUAGUCCUGAUGAAGAGUGUUCUCGUCACGGUUGAACGAACAGUCACAUUGUGGAAGGCCGUUUGGAUUGUUCCCCUUGAUUCUCCGACUGCAUGGACGGCAAUAAUGCAUCUCAGUUUCCUGGGUCUUGCGGUGAACAUACUCCUGCUGGGCCUUCCAGACGCACUCACCGCAGAUGAACUUGUUGCAGCCGCAGAAGACACCUGCCAUGGGGUGGUACUUACCGUAACACCGGCGGACCGGGACAGUGCUGGAGUCCCGGAAACAGCCAAUCUCCUGGCAUUGCACUGGCCUUAUGCCUGCGAAAUACGGGUCUUUGCUAUCGGGUUGGAGGGGUUCAUAAGGGUACGGUUUCCAUUCUUCAGCCACCGUCCGGCAAGUCAUCCUGAGUCGGCCAUACUCAUAAGCUGUGAGACCGCCGGCCAGCCGGAGAGCAUCUCGAAAUGGUGCGACACAAGCAAAAAUGCUCUGGAAAUCAAGUUGCGGCUUGGCGUACAGAGGCAUGCGUGGGUGCUUUGAAUUAGUGGUGUUGGUAGGAUAUGUCAGAAGUGUUGGACCAGCCAAGCUAUCGCACCGGCGCUUACCUGAGGGUGCAUUGUCAAAUUCAUCUCCAGAUUGCCUUCGCUUGUUGAUUAGCGCCAUGACUGGUUAGUGUUUUGGAAGGAGAUGCAGAGGGAAUGCUGCCGGUGCCGCUGCCUUCGAGAUCAUAUCAACUCGAGGAUGACAAAGAGCCGAAUUGACCUGAACAAUGGCAUUGUAUGGGGCCCAUCAGCCUGGAGAGAAUGCUAGACAAAACCGUCAUUGUUCUUGGGGGACUAGAACUGUCUAGUUUUCGCAGAUAUCCGAGUCGCAGUAAAGCGCUUUAUGGAUCUGAUAAAGAUACAAUGGUUUCCACACCACCGGACAGCAUUGUCGGUGCUUCUCCACUGGAGUCAAAGGCGUCUUUGUGAGCGAAGACAUGGCCUAGGGAGCUAUGGAUGUGCGAAAGGAGCAUCUUUGUACUAUUCUUCCACGGCAGGAAACUGAAGCUCAUCCUGCUCAAAGAGCUUUUACUGAACACAGUCUCUCUGCAUCCAGUAGGGGUAUAGUUGAUGACAAUCAAGCUCUGGGUACGCUCAGCGCGCAUUGUUUGUUUUGUCUGAAGCUGUCAGGUCCAACAGGGCAAGCCACCAGUGGCCACCAGUGAGCGUAACGUAUGCAGACUCCUCAUGAUGAAGCACGAUACGUCUCCCCAUCGUGCACAACUUGAACUUGAACUCGAUGCUUCCCAAGAAGUCUCAAGUCCUAAGUUCCAGGUGGACGUGUUGUUGUAUGAGCCUUAACCCUACUCGUCUGACUGAAAGACCAGGUACUGUUGAACUGCUAUAAAGCGCGCGCCCAACAUGUCAGACUAAACAAUUCCC